AUGCACGCGGUGCUUGCGGCUUUGUUGUUGUCUCUCGCGACGCUCGUUGGCGCGGCGCUGUAUUCCGAUCCAAGGCAGCUCCCUCAGAAGGAGUAUGACUUUGUAAUCGUUGGCGGCGGCACAGCAGGCAACGCUCUUGCAUCCCGUCUAAGCGAAGUUUCCAAAUUUUCCAUCCUCGUCAUCGAGGCUGGUUCUUCAAACACGGAUUACCCGGAAAUCGCCGUCCCCUUCCUCGAGUUGUCCGAGGUCAUCUACAAUUCGAACAUAUCCUGGAACUAUGACACUACACCACAGAUUGGUCUCAAUAACCGCGCUAUCAAUUAUCCUCGUGGCAAGGUGCUCGGUGGCUCCAGCUCAAUUAACGUCAUGAUAUGGACGCGCGCCUCCGUCGAUGAUUGGGAUCGCUAUGCGGCCGUCACAGGCGAUCCUGAAUGGUCGUGGGAUGCUAUGUUUCCUUACAUGCUCAAGUCCGAAAGCCUCGUCCCACCUGCAUCAGGCCCUACAGCAGUCAACCCCGGCCCCGGGGAGUUCGACUACGCUACCGACUACGGCACGCUCAACCCUGCCGUGCACAACACGAGGGGCCCAGUCGACGUCAGCUUCGCGGGCUAUCUCGGAGACAUCGCCUCGCGAGUCUUUCAAACGUCGUUUGAACUGCCCGAGACGUUCUCAUUCGUACCCGACAUGAACGCAGGGUACCCGCUCGGCUUCGCGCAGCUCUCCAUCACAAGCAGUGGGAGGCGGAGUAGCUCUGCAACAGCAUACCUCGAGCCGGCGAUUAAUCGCCCCAACCUCGACGUGCUCAUAAACACGCAGGUGACGCGGCUUAUUGCCGCCGCGGAGUCGGUCAAUACGAGCCUGCCGACGUUCACCACAGUCGAGAUGGCACAAAGUGCUGAUGGUACACGCUACACCAUCUCCGCGAGCAAGGAGGUCAUCCUCUCCGCGGGAUCAAUCAACACGCCGCAAUUACUCCUACUGUCGGGGAUUGGCGCGCCGUCCGCGCUCGCUGCGCACAAUAUCAUCCCACUCGUCAACUCAUCCGGCGUCGGUGCCGACCUGCAGGACCACCCGCUCCUCGAAAGCCAUUGGUAUGUCAACUCGACCGGUACGUUUGACACUAUCCUGCGGAAUGCGACCCUGCAGGCGGAGGACUUGUCUCUGUGGGAGCAAGAAGGACGCGGUCCGUAUGUUGGCCCCGGGGUUGUCCAGAUCGCGUGGACGAAGCUGGAGAACGAGAACGUUGUGUUUGGACCUGGCGGGUAUCCGGACCCGUCGGCGGGCCCGAGCAGUCCGAAUAUCGAGAUAUUGCCAACUGAUGGGUUUGUGUCGUUUAUCGAAGGUCUGCCCGCCACAGGCAAUUUCCUCACAAUGUUGACAAGUGUCGUGUCCCCCGUAUCACGUGGCAGCGUCACACUCGCAUCCGCCGACCCGUUCGACGCACCGUUGAUUGACCCGGGUCUACUCUCUAACCCAUACGACGUGCUCGCGGCAGUGCAGGCCGUCAAUCAAUCUCGUCAAUUCCUCUCCGCACCGACGUGGGAUGACUAUAUCCUGCGCGAGGCACCCGACCUUGCCGCCGCGCAGAGUGAAGCGGAGCUCGAGGCGUACGUGCGCAAGGGAACGACGACCAUUUGGCACCCCGUGGGGACGGCACGCAUGGGUGCGCCGGACGACGAACUGGCGGUGCUCACAUCGGACCUGCGGGUGAAGGGUGCGCAGGGACUGCGCGUCGUGGAUGCUUCGAUAUUUCCAUAUAUCCCCGCGGGGCAUCCGCAGGCGUGCGUUUAUGCGGUGGCGGAGCGCGCCGCGGAUCUGAUCAAGGAGGCUUGGGGCGUACUUUGAGGACCGACUUGCAUUACCGUACGGACAAUCAUUAAUCACUGUUCGAAUGCGAUUAAUUGUAGGAACGUUCCGUACGGACAUACGGGUAUGCAUGUCCUACUUACGAUGCCGAACUCGAAGCCACAAGGUUU
Messenger RNA from Laetiporus sulphureus 93-53, 1976 nucleotides. Its product is annotated as GMC oxidoreductase. The coding region runs from base 1 to 1845 and encodes 614 amino acids. The record is from RefSeq and is a predicted model, not a curated record. Gene Ontology annotation, molecular function: oxidoreductase activity, acting on CH-OH group of donors; flavin adenine dinucleotide binding. The transcript is spliced from 10 exons. NCBI's taxonomy places the organism in Eukaryota, Fungi, Basidiomycota, Agaricomycetes, Polyporales, Laetiporaceae.